Penicillium verrucosum is the source of this 1515-nucleotide messenger RNA. It is a transcript of the gene sreA, whose product is annotated as siderophore transcription factor SreA. The record is from RefSeq and is a predicted model, not a curated record. Bases 1 to 1515 code for a protein of 504 amino acids. Gene Ontology annotation, biological process: negative regulation of transcription by RNA polymerase II; positive regulation of transcription by RNA polymerase II. Gene Ontology annotation, molecular function: zinc ion binding; RNA polymerase II cis-regulatory region sequence-specific DNA binding; DNA-binding transcription factor activity, RNA polymerase II-specific. The transcript has 4 exons. NCBI's taxonomy places the organism in Eukaryota, Fungi, Ascomycota, Eurotiomycetes, Eurotiales, Aspergillaceae.
AUGGAAGCGCUUCACUCUUUGCCUCGAAAUCAGGACGUUCCGAUGCGACAACCAUCAGCGGAAGAUUUGGAUGCUGCGCAGCAGUUGAUCUCCUCCGCGCAGGCAGGUCGUGAACAUUUAGCAGAUCACUACCGGGAGGAUGGCAUGGUGCAAGGGUCUGGCCAACCGGGAACAACUCAAUGGAUUGGACACAACGAUAUCUCGAGCGAGAAAACAUCCCCUGGCAGCCAAAAAGACACAACAUUCCUGGGGCAUUCAUGCAGCAAUUGCGGCACAAAAAGCACUCCUCUCUGGCGUCGUUCUCCCACGGGAGCGAUGAUCUGUAACGCCUGCGGUCUCUACCUCAAAGCUCGCAACGUCGCUCGUCCCACGAAACGGAAUAGGAUGCAAUCAGAGGGGGCCGAGAAGCCGCCGGCUCCUACAAGCUCUCACUGUGGCGGUUCCUCGGAAGGUGGUGGUUGCAAGGGGUCAUGCCCUGGUGGUGGGAGUUGUAAUGGCACUGGUGGUGCAGAAGGGUGCGAUGGAUGUCCGGCAUACAACAACCGGAUAUACAAGUCUGCUCCCCGAGGAGCGACUACCAUCCAGUCAUCGUGGGGCCGUCACCCAGCGCAAGAACUUGAGCCUGUGACGCAGGAGGAGCCACCGGUAAAGAUGCCUACUCCUGCUGAUGGCCCCAAUACCUUGGUUGCUUGUCAAAAUUGCGGCACAACCGUGACUCCUCUGUGGCGGCGCGAUGAACAGGGCCACCCCAUUUGCAACGCUUGUGGGUUGUACUAUAAGCUCCACGGAUGCUAUCGCCCCACCAACAUGAAAAAGUCCAUCAUCAAACGUCGCAAACGUGUUGUUCCCGCCCUGCGGGAUCAGUCCCCCACCGCUGCUACCCUUUCUUCCAAUGGCUCAUCAGCAUCCCCGGAGGCUUCGCCUGCCGCCCUGGCGCAUGGCCAUGACGAUCACUAUCGAUAUAUGAGCAGUGAGCCUGCGGAGCACUACCACAUGAUGCCUGGAAAGACCGAAGAUGCACCUCGACCCUUACCGUUUGCGCCACCGCCGGUUGAUUUUACCGGGUACAAUGUCUCAUCCAUGCCCCUUGUACAUGGUCUCUCCGUCUCCCACGGCCUACCCAAACCCUUGGGAGUGGAUCGCCUGGGACAUUCACCCGUAUCUCAGUACGGGCGGCGAGGCUCUCCCGGCCCCGUCUACAUUGGAAGCAGGAUCAAAUCAACUGCCUCCCAUUAUGUCUUCGGCCAAUCCUACUCCCCCGGUCGUCUUAGCUCAAUCUCGUCCAUUCUGAACCAAUCAGAUGUUCGGGGCGAGCCUCGCCCAGAUACCAAUCUGGGACGUCCACCUCCUAUUCACCACUCUAUCUCCCCUUCGCCUCACCCGCCGCAGCCUUUGCCUGGCCUUGCAUCUCUCGGAGACUCGGUUGAUCGCCGUGUCCGACUUGAACGCGAAGCUGAGCAGAUGCGCGAGAUGCUCAGAGCAAAGGAGCGCGAGCUGGCAGAAAUGAGACGAUAG